UGUGAACGAAACAAUUGUUAUGAAAGUGUCAGAGGUCUACUGACUGUGAUGUUCAGGAGUGCGUUACUUGUUGCCCUCCUCACUAUACCCAUACCACAUCCCGUGGUUGCUUUUACAGGCCUCAAACACUGGUCCAGGAAAGCGUUGUACAAUAAGAUAGACCUCUGCACCCAAUCCUGCUACAGCCAGAUCAUUCCUGGCCUCUACUUGAGCAAUGCCACAGCGGCCGCGGACCGAAAUGUACUUCGACAGCUUAACAUCACCCACGUCCUCACGGUUGAAGCCCGCCGGCUACCGAAAUCAACUUUCGUUGAUUCCAACAUCUGCACGCUGUACAUUAGGGCCAACGACACUCCUCAAACCAAUCUCCUACCCUACUUCCCAAUGGCCAAUGCUUUUAUUGAGGAAGGACUGCAAAAGGGCAACGUCCUUGUUCACUGCCAUUUCGGAGUAUCACGAUCGGCGACGUUAGUGAUUGCGUACAUCAUGCAGAAGUAUAGUCUAAGCUUUGAACAGGCGUACAAUUUUGUACGGCAGAGGAGAAAGUUUAUAAACCCGAAUCCAGGGUUUGUAAGUCAGCUGAAGCAGUAUCAUAAGAUGAACUAUGACGUCAAUGGCUUGCAUAGAUUCGAGGCUUAUAUGAAUGUAAAUGCAAGAAGGCAUAGAUAUAAAAUUGCUUCCCUUGCAGCUGUAGUAGUGGGGCUUAUUCUUCCAUUAGCAGUGAUGGUUGGUUGACUAUACUUGCACUGACGACUGUAUUACAAUAAAUAUACCAGUUUGUUUUAUACUUCUUUUACUUUCAGGGUGCUAUAGUUUAA
Colias croceus (clouded yellow) is the source of this 818-nucleotide messenger RNA. Its product is annotated as dual specificity protein phosphatase MPK-4-like. Lineage: Eukaryota; Metazoa; Arthropoda; Insecta; Lepidoptera; Pieridae. The transcript has a single exon. Gene Ontology annotation, molecular function: protein tyrosine/serine/threonine phosphatase activity. Gene Ontology annotation, cellular component: cytoplasm. The record is from RefSeq and is a predicted model, not a curated record. Gene Ontology annotation, biological process: protein dephosphorylation. The annotation marks the transcript as partial.